CUCGGAUUCGUAGCAAACAAUGAGCAGCACGACGUCAUCAGAACGAGCAACUCGGUCAAUACACUCGACACAGGAACGUCUAUAUCUUUCACCAGAAGAAGCGCGUCGUCUUCAGGAUCUCGCAGACCAAGUUGUAGUCGACACCACCGAGUUCUACGACAGGUUCCGGUUUAAUGAAAAGCGCGUCGUGGAUCCGAGCGCCUGGAAAGAUGUCGGCCACCGCGACAACCUCAUCGUCUACCGCGAGCGGUCGGGACCUCGUCCAACGUACCCGUCGAUCCGAGCUGUGGACGGCAGUUUGCAGCUCGUUCCAUGCAAAUCUGCACCGUCCGUAAAGAUCGUGGGGAUGCUACAGGGGACGCUGGACGACGAGAUGUACGGAUGCUUCGUCGACAGUGACGACGCCGUGAAGAUGAGAACAGCAGUUGUAAAUGACGCGAUGGAGAACUUCCACUGGCUUGCAACAAUUGCGGAACCUACGCAAGACGAUCCGUUCCGAUUCUGUGGUGUGGCACGUUGCACAUUGGGUAUGACGCUCCCUCUGGCCAAAACUCGAGGUGCUUGUCUGGUCAUUUCUAUGGGGAUGACCACGACGCAGCAUGGAGAGCGCAUGGGCUACUACGUGGUUCACUCGGUGGAUCUAGCGGAGCCGUUAACCAAAUACAACUAUAUCCGAGCCAAGUGCUCUCUAUGCUGGCUCAAGACGGAGCUGCCGAACGGUAAGGUCGAGCUGUACAUGAAAGGGUUCGCUGCUCCGAUGGGGAUUAUCCCGGAGUUUGCAGCCUUCCCUGUCUUGGUGAGCUGCGUGCUGGGUAUCGGUAUGACCAGUGACGCGGCGUACUCAAAGAAACUGGCGUGGAUGAUCCAAGACGCCAGUCAACCGGGGAACCACUCGCCUCUCCCACCCAUGAUCGAGUGUGUUGGACGAUGUAAAAGCACGUUCGGAGGGCCCAAGAGCAAUGCCACUUUCCGACGAUGUCUGGUGUGUCGGAAAGCUGUGUGCAACUCGUGCCAAGUCGUGCGCAAGAUUCCAGUUGAUGUCACGAAUGGCGCAGUAAACUUCAGCAGGUGCAGUGUCUGCAUCUUGUGUAUGCACCAAGCGAAGGCCAUGAGUGCAGUGGCGUUUGCUCGGCGUGAUCUGCGCUCCAAGACGUGGAAGGGCGUUGACGCUGCACGGACAUCUGUCACUAGUAGCACGGAGCAAGAAGUUGUGCUCACUCCAUGUCCGGAGCGACCAUUUUACGAGACAAACUGA
Messenger RNA from Phytophthora infestans T30-4, 1255 nucleotides. RefSeq lists its product as uncharacterized. Bases 20 to 1255 code for a protein of 411 amino acids. NCBI's taxonomy places the organism in Eukaryota, Oomycota, Peronosporomycetes, Peronosporales, Peronosporaceae. The transcript has a single exon. The record is from RefSeq and is a predicted model, not a curated record.